This is a messenger RNA of Lachnellula hyalina, 2934 nucleotides long. It is a transcript of the gene cyt-4, whose product is annotated as Mitochondrial protein cyt-4. The transcript is spliced from 3 exons. Gene Ontology annotation, biological process: mRNA catabolic process. The record is from RefSeq and is a predicted model, not a curated record. Gene Ontology annotation, cellular component: P-body; exosome (RNase complex). Lineage: Eukaryota; Fungi; Ascomycota; Leotiomycetes; Helotiales; Lachnaceae. Gene Ontology annotation, molecular function: 3'-5'-RNA exonuclease activity; RNA binding. Bases 1 to 2934 code for a protein of 977 amino acids.
AUGCAGAAGGUCAUGACCCUAAAAGUCCAAAGCUGGUGUCCGGCCCUGCCAGGGGACCCAGCUCCAUCCCCUACCCCCCAAACUGACAGCAAUAUACGAGAGCGUUUCCGGGAAUGGGAGAUCGCCAACACUCAGUCUCACACACUCUUCACGCCGCUUCGAAGGGAUGAUACCUUUGGGGAUGUUACAAAUACCGAGCGGAAUUAUGAUAUACUAGUUGACAUAGAUUGUGACACGGAGAGCAUCGACGAGGAGAAAUAUCAGCAAUUGUUUGAACGAGAUGAACUAGUUGAUGUCGGGGUCAAACGGACGUUCUUACUUCCAGGAGAUCUUGUAGAGCUGAGAUUUUCAGGUGGUCGUUCCCAAGAGCUCGCCAUUUACAUUCGAGAGCUAGAAUCUCAGGGCCAAUUUUAUACUGCGUCUGGUCGAUGGGCACACCGACAAAUGAGUCAACCAAAAUUCUACGUACCUGGGUUUGUGCAGCCUAGUGAGCUCGAGGAAUUGCUUCCGUACCUCCCAGAAACGGAUGUUACAAAGGAUAUGGAAGACAAGCUGCAACAGUUUACAAAGUCUCUUCCACGGAAUAUUGGCAAGAACCUCCUGAAGAAGAUGGACGACUUUAGGAUGGAUGCAGAUAAGACCUAUCUUGCUGCCGCUUCAGUGCUUGAAAAUGCACACCAAUACGUCUCAGAACAUGGAACCUCGAGAUAUGCAACACUAGAUCAAAUAGCAGAUGUUCUGUUAGAUACUGUUGUGCCGAAAGAUGAAAACGGCACUUACUCGAAGCCUGAUCUCUAUGCCGUUCACCGUGCUAUUCUCAGCUCUGAUAUUGGCUUCCGAGUUCAGCCCAAAGGAACCCUUCGCUCAGGAGGGUCUUACGAAAUUCUUUCUCAAUUGGAAGUCAGCGAAAUGGGCAGGGUUACCCAGUAUAUUAGAGCGUACGCCGAUAGGAUGACACCGACACCUGGAGCUAUAAGAGCCUCUUGGGUACCACUCCUUAGCUUCUUCCAAAAGUGCCGGCGCUUAAUAGAUGAGUCGAGGUUACACCGUGAAUUUACACCUCACGGUACUAUAGGGCCUUGCACGCGGAAUCAGGAUGAUGACAAUCACUACCGAUUGGGCACCCCCGGAGAAGAAUUUACUGGUACGGAUAGCCUAUUUAUCAAAUUCAUUGAGUCUUGGGCGUGCUUAGGCAACUUCAACAGUGGUUCAGCCAUGAAUGGCUUAGCCUCGUCGUUAUUACGCUCCCUAGGACGUUAUAACGAUAGCGUUUUGGACCGAAAAGCGGGGUGGACUUUCUUACAGGAGAUAGGCGCCAUUCCACCCUGGGAAUCUCGGCCUGCAUAUGAACUGCGACUGCCUUCAACUGGUGGUAGAAGGCUUACAACCGCAACAUACCCGCCUUAUCACGAGAAUGCUUUUACUGAGGACAAACUUGUCGGCAUUCGAAAAGAUUGGGGAGAACUUCACGUCUUUUGUAUUGAUCAAGCCGAUGCUCAUGAAAUCGAUGACGGUAUCUCUGUGGAAGCAACCGAGACGCCAGAUGAGUAUUGGGCACACAUUCACGUCGCCGACCCAUCAUCCCUCUUAGAUCUAAAUUCUGAGUUGGUAAAGAAUGCGGAGAGAAUGGUCCAAAGCAUUUAUCACCCAGAACGUUUCAUUUCCAUGCUUCGACGAGACUUCGUUGAAAAGCACUCGAGUCUUGCACCAAACCGACCCUGUCUAACGUUCAGUGCCAGAUUGAACCUGAGUGGGCAACUCUUAGAGUACAAACUGUCAGCUGGUAUCAUACAAAAUGUGGUAUACAUCAGCCCCUCUGUCUUUGAAGGGGUCGCAUCAGGGAGACCUGAAAGCUCUGAGACUGAUGGAGUCGUGCGUAUUGUAGGCUCAGGCUCUACCUCGGCAGCUCCUUCAAGAAGCAUGACCUCAAUUGAACAGCUUUCAGAUGAACAGAAGAGGCAGUUGAAAAUACUGCAUCAAAUUGGAAUUACCAACGCAAAGAAGCUACAUUCAAGAGGGGGCUUUAACCAGGGGCAAGCGAAUUUAGACGUAUCCGUUUAUUUCGACGGCGCCCCGUGGAAGAAGCAGACCCCUCUCUGCAGCGUUCGUCAUCAUGGCGAUCCAACCAUCAAGCUGGUUAUCCCGGAAGAGAAAAACCAACCCAUGGGUGCUUUGGGAUACAUUAUGCAGCUCGCGGGUGAAGUUUGCGCAAGGUGGUGCUCUGCUCGAGGCAUCCCAAUUCCGUAUCGAGUCACUCCUGUCAAUCCAGACAAACAAGAUCCGGCGGAAUACUUCUCCAAAGUCCUUCUCCCGUCUCGGAAUAAGGAAGGUUUCGCACCAUCAGAUAUUACACGAAAAUAUUUCAACUUGGUCGGUGCGGCUCAGCCAUCGCUAACUCCUGGGCCACACAUGACUGUCGGGGCAGAGAUGCUCACCAAGUGCACGAGUCCACUGCGCAGAUUCCCGGAUCUCUUAGUACAUGCGCAGAUAGGUGCUACUCUGCUUGAAGAAGCCCGGCUGGGCAAGCCUCUCGUCGGCAACACAAACGACGAUUUCCUUCCGUACAGUGCGGACCGAAUUAGCGCUCUGCUGCCUCAAAUCGAUACUCGCGAGAGGUCGCUAAAGAAAGCCGAGUCAGAUGCAAAGCGAGUAUGGCUCAAUCACUUUCUUGUACGUGCGUGGCGUUUCAAGCAGGCAGAGCUUCCGCCCACGUUGACUUUUUCCGUCAGAAGCAUCGAUGAGUACAAUGGUAUCAUGGGAGGGAGCAUCGCAGAAUUUUUGACUAGAGGUCAAUGCUCGAUACCGGACUGGCUUGACGCUGAUGAUAUUAAGCCUGAUGAUAAAUUUGAGGUGGAGAUUGCUGAUGUCGAUGUGUAUUGUGACCGAAUUUUACUUACGGCUCUUCGACGCGCAGAGCCUUCUAAGAGCGUGUAG